Messenger RNA from Diceros bicornis minor, 2642 nucleotides. It is a transcript of the gene TRIM16, whose product is annotated as tripartite motif containing 16. Gene Ontology annotation, molecular function: zinc ion binding; protein binding. NCBI's taxonomy places the organism in Eukaryota, Metazoa, Chordata, Mammalia, Perissodactyla, Rhinocerotidae. The record is from RefSeq and is a predicted model, not a curated record. The transcript has 6 exons. Bases 151 to 1827 code for a protein of 558 amino acids.
ACCAAUCCCGGAGCGGAGUAAUGACUAACUGAGCUUCCUCCGGGAGGGAGGAAACAGUUAAAGUCUUACAGCAGCUGUAAUCAUCGAGGCGUGGUUCUCCUGUCUGACUCGGGCUACACAGAUCCUGGGCCAAGGGGCAGAGACUUCCAGAUGGCUGAGUUGGAUCUGAUGGCUCCAGGGCCGCUGCCCGAGGUCACCGCUCAUUCUCCAGCCACUCUCAGCCCAGACUCUGGGUCGGCCAGCCCGGCAGAAGAAGAGGACAUGGGCUCCCUGGGGAGUCCCCAGGGGGAGACUGAGGGUCAGGGCAGCAGCUCCAUAUUGCAGAGGGGUCCUGCUGGCGAGGAGGAGGGGGAGAUCCUGUGUGACUUCUGCCUCGGGGCCAGCAGGGUGAGGGCAGUGAAGUCUUGCCUGACCUGCAUGGUGAAUUACUGCGAGGAGCACCUGCGGCCGCACCAGGAGAACAGCAAACUGCACAGCCACCAGCUGACUGAGCCGGUGAAGGACCGGGACCUGCGCACCUGCCCUGCCCACCACAGCCCCCUGGUCGCCUUCUGCCACCGUGAUCAGCAGUGCAUCUGCCAGGAGUGUCGCCAGAGCGAGCACAGGGGCCAUGCCUCGGUUUCCCUGGAUGCUGCCCGCAGGGACAAGGAGGCUGAGCUUCGGGGCACCCGGUUGGACCUGGAGCGGAAACUCGAGUUGAAUGAAAACGCCAUCGGCAGGCUCCAAGCCAACCAUAAAUCCGUUUUGGUAUCAGUGUCAGAGGUGAAGGUGGUGGUCGAAGAGCAGUUUGGGGAACUCCUCGCUGCCAUGAGGAAGGCCCAGGCCGACGUGAUGCUCUUCUUGGAGGAGAAGGAGCAAGCUGCUCUGAACCAGGCCAAUGGCAUCAAGACCCACCUGGAGUACAGGAGUGCAGAGAUGGAGAAGAGCAAGGAGGAGCUGGAGAGGAUUGCGGCCAUCAGUAACACUGUCCUGUUCCUGGAGGAGUACUGCAAGUUCAGGAACACCGAGGACAGUGCCUUCCCUAGUGUUUACAUAGGACUCAAGGAUAAGCUCUCAGGCAUCCGCAAGGUCAUCACGGACUCCACUGUGCACUUAAUCCAGUUGCUGCAGAACUACAAGGAAAAGCUCCAGGAGUUCGCCAAGGAAGAGGAGUAUGACAUCAGAACUCAAGUGUCUGCUGCUGUUGAGCGCAAAUAUCGGCUCUCAAAACCUGAUCCCAGCACCAGGCAACAGUUCCUCCAAUAUGCGUGUGACCUCACCUUGGACCCCGACACGGCACACAGGUAUCUCCGGCUGCAGGAGGACAAUCGCAAGGUCACCAACACCACACCCUGGGAGCACCCGUACCCGGACCUCCCGAGCAGGUUCGUGCACUGGCGGCAGGUGCUGUCCCAGCAGAGCCUGUACCUGCACAGGUACUAUUUUGAGGUAGAGAUCUCCGGGGCCGGCACCUACGUUGGCCUGACCUGCAAGGGCAUCGACCGGAAAGGGGAGGAGCGUAACAGUUGCAUUUCUGGAAACAACUUCUCUUGGAGCCUCCAUUGGAAUGGGAAGGAGUUCACGGCCUGGCACAGCGACACGGAGACCCCGCUCAAAGCCAGCCCUUUCCGGAGGCUGGGGAUCUACGUCGACUUCCCGGGAGGGGUCCUCUCCUUCUAUGGCGUGGAGCCUGACGCCAUGACUCUGGUUCACAAGUUUGAGUGCAAGUUUUCAGAGCCGGUCUACCCUGCCUUCUGGCUUUCCAAGAAGGAAAACUCCAUCUGGAUUGUGGAUCUGGGAGAGGAACCUGAGAAGCCAGCGCUGACUUCAGUGGAGGCUGCUGUGUAGACCCCAGCGUCCAUAUCCUAGACUUUUGCCAACCACGAAGAUGGGGCAGCAGCCUGGAUUUUAAGGGUGACUUGGGGGCAGAGAUCUCUGCCAGUGGUGGCUGGCUUUAGAAAUCAUGUGGGUCCCUGCAUGAGCCUUCUCCCUUUUGCUCCAUGCUGCACUGUUCUCCAUAUGUCUGUGGUAAUCCUCAGGUGUCUGAGUCCCCUUCAUCAUCGUCGAGUGAUAGUCUCCUAUCUGCUCAGGUGAACAUCACACUGUGCCCAGAAUUGGCACCAGGAAUCUUCUGAGCGAUCAGAAAGAUUGCCGAGUAAUCAUAAUAAAUUGCUAACUUGAUUGUGCAUUUCCUACGUCCCGGACACUGAUCUGAGUGCUUUCUGUGCAUUGACUCAACCCUCACAGCUGCCCCGUGGGGUAGAUGCUCAAAUCAUCUCCAUUUUGCAGAUGGGGAAAUGGUGUUCCAGGGGGGUUAGUUAACUUGCUCAGAGUCAUUGUGGUCACACGGUGAGUGAGUGGCAGAGCUGGGAUUCAAACGUGGGCAGGCGGACACCGGGCUUUUAACCACACCCCAUGCUGCCUUCCUCAUUAGACCAUGGGUGUUGUGUGUAAGGGAAUAAACUACACGAUGAACUACAUGGUAUGGAAACUGAGUGUCUUAAAUGCUCAAUCUCUUUGCAUGCCCCACAUCUGACUGGGCCAUGCAGCCGUGCAGUGCAGAGAGCUCACUACCUCACACAGCACCUCAUCCUGUGUUUGGACAGAGAGGAUUAUAAAAAAUGUCUUAGUAGAGUCCAAGUCUUAGUCCCUGUGGCCUCUGG